Messenger RNA from Capsicum annuum, 977 nucleotides. Its product is annotated as transcription factor MYB48-like. The record is from RefSeq and is a predicted model, not a curated record. Gene Ontology annotation, cellular component: nucleus. Gene Ontology annotation, biological process: regulation of DNA-templated transcription. Gene Ontology annotation, molecular function: sequence-specific DNA binding; DNA-binding transcription factor activity. The transcript is spliced from 3 exons. Bases 188 to 808 code for a protein of 206 amino acids. NCBI's taxonomy places the organism in Eukaryota, Viridiplantae, Streptophyta, Magnoliopsida, Solanales, Solanaceae.
AAUAUUCUUAUACUAAUAGUAUCAACUUAUAUAAAAGUGACCCAAAAUGUAAUGAAGUACAUAUAUAAUUUAAAAAAGAUCGAUCAUUUCCCUUUAUACCUUAGAAGCGAUAUUUCCAAGUAUAAAUAUCACCACGACGAAUUAUUAGGUGAUUCAAUAGAAAGGCAAAAGAAGAAAGAGCAAAGAGAUGGCACAAGAAGAAAUGAGAAAAGGGCCAUGGGCGGAACAAGAAGAUCUUCAGCUAGCAUUUUAUGUGAACUUAUUUGGCGAUCGACGAUGGGAUUUCUUGGCCAAAGUUACAGGUUUGAGAAGAACAGGAAAGAGCUGCAGGUUACGUUGGGUGAAUUACUUGCAUCCUGAUCUUAAACUAGGAAAGAUAACCCCUCAAGAAGGACGCCUUAUUCUUGAACUCCAUUCCAAAUGGGGUAAUAGAUGGUCAAGAAUUGCACGGGAAGUACCGGGGAGAACUGACAAUGAAAUCAAGAAUUACUGGAGAACCCACACGAGGAAGAAGGCUCAAGAUGAGAAAAAAAACAUGGCUUCUAUUAUUUCUCCAUCUUCUUCCUUCUCCAACACUUCAUCUUUCUAUUCCAACAGUCCCGAUGUCGACUUCACGCCCAGUACAGAAGAUAAUGAAAGGAACAUAUACGAUACAGGUAGAUUUCAAAAGAAUGUUGCAGAAAACAUGAAGGUGUACUCCAUGGAUGAAAUAUGGAAAGACAUUGAAUUAUCAGAGGAAAAUGAAACAAUGUGUAAGCCAAUUAUGCCAUCACCUAUAUGGGAUUAUUUCCCAAACAAUCUUGGAUGACUGAUGAAGAAGAAGCUAAGACAUUUCCUAAGUUCUGUUGCUUGAACAACCAAGAUAAAUCAUUUUUUGCUUAGCUUAUUUUAUUUGAAGGCCAUUUUAAGUUAUCUUAGCUAUUUGUUGAAGUUGCUUUGAAUCACUCUUCCUAUAAAUAGAAACAUUUGCUUCUGAA